GCGAGGCGCGGCGCGGAGCAAACACCCCCUUGCAGGUGCGCCCUGGCCGCAGCCAUGUCCGCAGCCUCCCGCGUGGCGCUGGUGACCGGGGCCAACAAGGGCAUCGGCUUCGCCAUCGCGCGCGAGCUGUGCCGGCAGUUCUCGGGGGACGUGGUGCUCACGGCGCGGGACGAGGCGCGGGGCCGGGCGGCCGUGCAGCAGCUGCAGGCCGAGGGCCUGAGCCCGCGCUUCCACCUGCUGGACAUCGACGACCUGCAGAGCAUCCGCGCCCUGCGCGACUUCCUGCGCAAGGAGUACGGGGGCCUCGACGUGCUGGUCAACAACGCGGGCAUCGCCUUCAAGACUAAUGAUCCCACGCCGUUUCACAUUCAAGCAGAGGUGACCAUGAAAACAAACUUCUUUGGAACCCGAGAUGUGUGCACAGAGCUGCUGCCUCUCAUGAAACCCCAAGGCAGAGUGGUGAAUGUGUCUAGCGUGGUGAGUGUCCGAGCCCUUAAAAGCUGCAGCCCAGAACUACAGCAGAAGUUUAGAAGUGAGGCCAUCACAGAGGAGGAGUUGGUGGGGCUCAUGAACAAGUUCGUGGAAGACACAAAGAAAGGCGUGCACAGAAAUGAGGGCUGGCCUGAUAAUGCCUAUGGAGUGACAAAAAUCGGUGUCACUGUCCUGUCUAGAAUCCAUGCCAGGAAGCUGAGUGAGCAGAGGAGAGAUGACAAGAUCCUCCUGAAUGCCUGCUGCCCUGGGUGGGUGAGAACAGACAUGGCAGGACCUAAAGCCCCUAAGAGCCCAGAAGAAGGAGCAGAGACCCCUGUCUACUUGGCCCUUUUGCCCUCAGAUGCUGAGGGGCCUCAUGGAGAGUUUCUUAUGGAGAAAAAAGUUGAACAAUGGUGAGCUUAAUUUAGGCCUUCAUCCACGGAACCCUUUAGGAUAACCCCCUCCUUUGACCAAAAGGAUUCUUCCAUUUUCAAUAAUAAGCCUUUCCACAGCAAAAAAAAAAAAAAAAAAGAACAGAAAAGAAAGAAAAAGAAAUUGUAUAACAUAUCCCUAUUAAGCAUGGAGUUGGAAUAGGCUACUAAUUGUGUGAAGGUGUUUUUGUUUUCUUCUGUAAUACAGGGACAGAAAACAUGAAAUCAUGAACCUAGAGAUGAAUAAAUAUUCAUUUAUAAAUGC
Messenger RNA from Nyctereutes procyonoides (raccoon dog), 1167 nucleotides. Its product is annotated as carbonyl reductase [NADPH] 1. The record is from RefSeq and is a predicted model, not a curated record. The transcript has 3 exons. Gene Ontology annotation, molecular function: carbonyl reductase (NADPH) activity. Bases 55 to 888 code for a protein of 277 amino acids. NCBI's taxonomy places the organism in Eukaryota, Metazoa, Chordata, Mammalia, Carnivora, Canidae.